This is a messenger RNA of Acomys russatus (golden spiny mouse), 1643 nucleotides long. Its product is annotated as cytochrome P450 2B1. Gene Ontology annotation, biological process: xenobiotic metabolic process. Lineage: Eukaryota; Metazoa; Chordata; Mammalia; Rodentia; Muridae. Gene Ontology annotation, molecular function: oxidoreductase activity, acting on paired donors, with incorporation or reduction of molecular oxygen, reduced flavin or flavoprotein as one donor, and incorporation of one atom of oxygen; iron ion binding; heme binding. The record is from RefSeq and is a predicted model, not a curated record. The transcript has 9 exons. Gene Ontology annotation, cellular component: intracellular membrane-bounded organelle; cytoplasm. The coding region runs from base 45 to 1520 and encodes 491 amino acids.
CAGCCGGAGUGUGCAGGGAAGCCAGCGGUGGUUAGACCGGAACCAUGGAGCCCAGUGUCCUUCUCCUCCUCGCUCUCCUCGCGGGCUUCUUCUUACUCUUAGUCAGGGGUCACCCGAAGACCCGUGGCCGUCUUCCUCCAGGACCCCGCCCUCUGCCCAUCUUGGGGAACGUCUUGCAGAUGGACAGAAGAGGCCUCCUCAACUCCUUCAUGAAGCUUCGAGAAAAAUAUGGAGAUGUGUUCACAGUGCACCUGGGACCAAGGCCCGUGGUCAUGCUGUGUGGGACAGAGACCAUAAAGGAGGCUCUGGUGGGUCAAGCUGAGGCUUUCUCUGGCCGAGGGACAGUUGCUGUGGUUAAGCCAGUCUUCAAGGAUUAUGGUGUGAUCUUCGCCAGUGGGGAACGCUGGAAAGCCCUUCGGCGAUUCUCUCUAGCAACCAUGAGGGACUUUGGGAUGGGGAAGCGAAGUGUGGAGGAGCGAAUUCAGGAGGAGGCCCAGUGUCUGGUGGAGGAGCUGCGGAAAUCCCAGGGAGCCCCCCUGGACCCCACGUUCAUCUUCCAGUGCAUCACAGCCAACAUCAUCUGCUCCAUUGUCUUUGGAGAGCGCUUUGACUACAAAGACCGCCAGUUCCUGCGCCUGCUGGAACUGUUCUAUCAGACCUUUUCACUCAUAAGCUCAUUGCCCAGCCAGCUGUUCGAGCUCUUCUCCGGCUUCCUGAAGUACUUUCCUGGUACCCACACACAAGUCGCCAGAAACAUGCAAGAAAUCCUUGACUUCAUUGGCAACAAUGUGGAGAAGCACAGGGCAUCUUUAGACCCCAGUGCUCCACGAGACUUCAUCGAUACCUACCUUUUACGCAUGGACAAGGAGAAGUCCAACCAACAUACAGAGUUCCAUCACCAGAACCUCGUGAUCUCCCUGCUCUCUCUCUUCUUUGCUGGCACCGAGACCAGCAGCUCCACGCUCCGCUACGGCUUCCUGCUCAUGCUCAAGUACCCCCGGGUUGCAGAGAAAGUCCAGAAGGAGAUUGAUCAGGUGAUCGGCUCACACCGCCUACCAACCCUUGACGACCGCACCAAAAUGCCGUACACUGACGCAGUCAUCCACGAGAUUCAGAGGUUUUCAGAUCUUGUCCCAAUUGGAGUGCCACACAGAGUCACCAAAGACACAGUGUUCCGAGGGUACCUGCUCCCCAAGGACACUGAAGUGUACCCCAUCCUGAGUUCAGCUCUUCAUGACCCACGGUACUUUGAACAGCCAGACGGCUUCAAUCCUGACCAUUUCUUGGAUGCCAAUGGGGCACUGAAGAAAAGUGAAGCUUUUAUGCCCUUCUCCAUAGGAAAGCGCAUUUGCCUUGGCGAAGGCAUCGCCCGCAAUGAGCUGUUCCUUUUCUUCACCGCGAUCCUCCAGAACUUCUCCGUGUCCAGCCCUGUGGCUCCUAAGGACAUCGACCUCACUCCCAAGGAGAGCGGCAUCGGCAGAAUACCCCCAACAUACCAGAUCUGCUUCCUGGCCCGCUGAGUGGGAUGAAGUGGCCAGGUGUCCCUACCUCUGUUGAGAAUGGUCCCACCUUUCUGCCUCUGAGAGGCCUGCAGGAAACCAGACCCUGGGUCAUUGCUCACAUCCUCCCACCUAUGGCGGCUU